AAAGAAAUAAUCAAUGAACUUCUGCUUGGUUUGUUAUGUAGAUAAAUAGCAUCUUGGAGAGCAGAAAGCCGGCAAGCUAAGCUAGCAAUUAAUCAAUUGGCAUGGCUGAGGCUGAGCAAGUGAAGGUGUUGAGGUUCUGGGCAAGCCCCUGGAGCUUCAGAGUGGAGCUUGCUCUGAAGCUGAAGGGGGUACCCCACGAGAAGGUGGAGGAGGACCUCGCCAACAAGAGCCCUUUGCUCCUCGCCUCCAACCCGAUCCACAAGAAGAUCCCUGUCCUCCUCCACAACGGGAAAGCCAUCCCUGAGUCACUGAUCAUCCUCGAGUACAUUGACGAAACUUGGACAGACAACCCGAUCCUGCCCAAGGCUCCCCAUGAGAGGGGCAUGGCCAGGUUCUGGUCAAGGUUCAUAGACGAUAAGUGCGUAGGUGCUUGUUGGAUGUCAUGCUGGACGGAAGGGGAGACGCAGCAGAUGUUUAUGGAGCAAGCAAGAGCAUGCCUGAGGAUCCUUGACGAUGAGCUUGGGGGGAGGAGGUUUUUCGGAGGCGAAUCGAUCGGCCUGGUCGACAUUUCUGCCAGUUUCUUUGCUCUGUGGCUUGGUGUGCUUCAGGAAGUGGCAGGCAUAAGCUUGAUCAAUGGCGACGAGUUUCCCAACUUAUGCAGAUGGAUUGAGGGAUUCGUAGCAUCUGAUGUGGUGACGGAAUGCUUGCCUCCAAGAGACAAACUCCUUGCUGUGUUCCAAUCCAAGAAGCAAGCAAUUCUAGCUACUAAGUCUAUGGUCUAUUGAUGGCACAAAAUUUAGUUUGUGAUCUCCAUUAAAGUGUUGGGAGCAAUAAAUGGCUGUUCUACUCUGUUCUGUUUGAAGUUUGCAUGGUUGUUGCAACUACUUAGGAAGUAAAUUUGAAUAAUAUGGAACUUUUUUUGUUUUUUAA
Zingiber officinale is the source of this 930-nucleotide messenger RNA. RefSeq names its product glutathione S-transferase U8-like. The coding region runs from base 102 to 785 and encodes 227 amino acids. The transcript has 2 exons. Gene Ontology annotation, biological process: glutathione metabolic process. Gene Ontology annotation, cellular component: cytoplasm. NCBI's taxonomy places the organism in Eukaryota, Viridiplantae, Streptophyta, Magnoliopsida, Zingiberales, Zingiberaceae. The record is from RefSeq and is a predicted model, not a curated record. Gene Ontology annotation, molecular function: glutathione transferase activity.